AUGCAACAAACAAUUCACUAUAUAUUCUCGACCUGUCAACUGGAGUAAAAGAACCUAUUACACAUUUUUGCGCUGAUAAAAAUUAAAUUUGUUUGUUAAAGUGACAUCGUCCAUAAAUUACAUUCUGUCUCUAAUUUUUUCGUUGCGCUAAGAGAGAAAAUGUCUGAUUUCGAAGAAAAUGAUGACUUCAUGUGCGACGAUGAAGAAGAUUACGGAUUGGAAUAUUCGGAAGAUAGUAAUUCGGAGCCGGAUGUUGACUUAGAGAAUCAAUAUUACAAUAGUAAAGCGCUGAAAGACGACGAGCCAAAAAAUGCGCUUCAAUCAUUUCAAAAGGUGCUCGAUCUGGAGAACGGCGAGAAAGGCGAAUGGGGAUUCAAAGCACUUAAACAAAUGAUUAAGAUUAACUUCAAAUUAUCCAACUAUCAAGAGAUGAUGAUUCGCUAUAAGCAAUUGCUCACGUACAUUAAAAGUGCCGUCACACGGAACCAUUCGGAAAAAUCCAUCAAUUCUAUUCUAGACUACAUAAGUACAUCAAAAAACAUGGAACUUUUGCAAAACUUCUAUGAAACAACGUUGGAAGCAUUGAAAGAUGCCAAAAAUGAUCGGUUGUGGUUCAAAACCAAUACGAAACUUGGUAAAUUGUACUUUGACCGAAACGAUUUCGCCAAAUUGCAAAAGAUUUUAAAACAACUACAUCAAUCGUGUCAGUUGUUGACUUUUCAGACCGAUGACGGUGAAGAUGAUUUGAAAAAGGGCACGCAAUUGCUUGAAAUUUAUGCGCUAGAAAUCCAAAUGUAUACAGUACAGAAAAACAAUAAGAAACUCAAAGCACUGUACGAACAAUCAUUGCACAUCAAAUCGGCUAUUCCGCAUCCAUUGAUUAUGGGCGUUAUUCGAGAAUGCGGUGGUAAAAUGCACUUGCGUGAAGGUGAAUUCGAAAAGGCUCACACUGACUUCUUUGAGGCCUUCAAAAACUACGAUGAAAGCGGUUCGGCACGUCGUACAACAUGCCUUAAAUACUUGGUGCUCGCCAAUAUGUUGAUGAAAUCGGACAUCAAUCCAUUCGACUCACAAGAAGCGAAACCGUACAAAAACGAUCCGGAAAUUUUGGCGAUGACGAACUUGGUUGUAUCUUAUCAAAACAACGAUAUCAACGAAUUUGAAUUGAUUUUGAGAAAGAACCACAACAAUAUUAUGGCCGAUCAAUUCAUCAAGGAGCACAUUGAAGAUUUGCUGCGCAACAUUCGUACACAAGUGUUGAUCAAAUUGAUUCGACCAUACACUCGCAUUGCCAUCCCAUUCAUCUCAACGGAAUUGAAUAUUGAACCUGCCGAGGUUGAGAGUUUGCUGGUCUCUUGCAUUUUAGACAAUACAAUUCGUGGUCGCAUCGAUCAAGUGAAUCAAGUUCUUGAAUUAGACAAAGAAUCCCGAAGCUCUGUACGCUAUCAGGCCAUGGAUAAAUGGGCUACACAAUUACAAUCACUGCAAUUGGCUGUUAUCAAUAAAAUGUCUUAAGGUGUUUGUGUUCACGCUUAACGCAAACCCAAACAUACAACAAACUCAAUCUGCCAAGAAAAUUCAGAAAAUGUUAUUUAACAAAUCAAUUUAAGAUCGAUACAUGAACUUCUAAUGAAGAAGAAAUUCAUUGUGAAAAUUGUAAUCAUUUUAAUACAAAGAUUAAAUUAAAAAAAUGAAAAUAACACA
Contarinia nasturtii (swede midge) is the source of this 1704-nucleotide messenger RNA. It is a transcript of the gene alien, whose product is annotated as COP9 signalosome complex subunit 2. Gene Ontology annotation, biological process: protein deneddylation. The record is from RefSeq and is a predicted model, not a curated record. The transcript has 8 exons. Gene Ontology annotation, cellular component: COP9 signalosome. NCBI's taxonomy places the organism in Eukaryota, Metazoa, Arthropoda, Insecta, Diptera, Cecidomyiidae. Bases 160 to 1515 code for a protein of 451 amino acids.